UAUAGACACGUGUGCCGCAGUAUAGUGGUUCUACAGGUGGCACUAUAUCGUUAAAGGACUUUACUACUAUUUGUGACGGAGUAAGGUAUGUGUUUAAUCUCGUUUCAGACUGUUUGGUUCACUACCUUUAUAUAAUCGAAAUCAAAGGUAUUUACACUCACCUGCUUUAGGAAUUUCUUCUCAUCACUCAAAUCAAUAAUUUUGCUAAAGUGAUAGUAACGAACAGUGGAUUUUAAGUUCUAAAAUAUUCGAUUUUAUCAACUUGUUACUUAGAGUUUUUCUCUUUCUCAUCUUCUCUCACCUCUUCUGAAUGUCAAAUUGAACAAGAUGCAACUCAUUAGAUGCGAGUUAAGUAUGGACGCAUCGAUACGGAAAGAUUGGGGUAGUCAAGUACAUCCUAGCUAAUUACCAAACUUACGCACUUUACCUUAACGAUCUGGACGUACUUCUUGACAUGAAUGGAUAGUUAAGAUCGACGAGAUGCAACUUUACACUCUUUUCAUUAUUCUUCUUAUUGGGACUUCAGUCUCCGGUCGAGAAUCUCUGUCUCGCGUUAUUAAUACGAAAUAUGGUGCUCUUCAGGGUAUUCUACGAACACUUCCGAACAGACAUCUUCAACCUGUAGAAAUAUACUUAGGUGUGCCCUAUGCUAGUGCCCCUGUGGGAUCUUUGAGAUUCAUGCCUCCGGUGACACCAUCUCAUUGGAGAUCUGUAAGAACGUCAAAUAGAUUUGGUCCUGUUUGCCCCCAGAGAUACCCUGAUAUAAAGAACGAAACAGAAGCGUUGAAACGAAUGCCUACAGGAAGAUUAGAAUAUCUCAAAAGACUACUACCUUAUCUAAGGAAUCAAAGCGAGGAUUGCCUUUAUCUUAAUAUUUAUGCUCCUGCAAAUGGUGAGUAA
Centruroides sculpturatus (bark scorpion) is the source of this 900-nucleotide messenger RNA. Its product is annotated as neuroligin-4, X-linked-like. Gene Ontology annotation, biological process: synaptic vesicle endocytosis; neuron cell-cell adhesion; presynaptic membrane assembly. Lineage: Eukaryota; Metazoa; Arthropoda; Arachnida; Scorpiones; Buthidae. The coding region runs from base 481 to 900 and encodes 139 amino acids. Gene Ontology annotation, cellular component: postsynaptic membrane; cell surface; synapse. The record is from RefSeq and is a predicted model, not a curated record. Gene Ontology annotation, molecular function: neurexin family protein binding; signaling receptor activity. The transcript has a single exon.